GAUCAGGUGAAGGUCCUUCCUUACUUUACCAUAACAGAAUUUUUCUCACAAAAUCAUACUAGAAACUGCAAUGUAUGUCACUUAUCACACUGUAGAGGUUACCAAUCAGUGCACACCUGCUUAUUCCAUGGCUCAUCUUUAAAAGGUACUGUCAUCAUUGCUCAAUUUGAUGUGAACAAAAUCUAG
Laetiporus sulphureus 93-53 is the source of this 186-nucleotide messenger RNA. RefSeq lists its product as uncharacterized. The transcript has a single exon. Lineage: Eukaryota; Fungi; Basidiomycota; Agaricomycetes; Polyporales; Laetiporaceae. The record is from RefSeq and is a predicted model, not a curated record. The annotation marks the transcript as partial.